This is a messenger RNA of Podarcis lilfordi (Lilford's wall lizard), 156 nucleotides long. The record is from the annotation of a GenBank genome assembly. Lineage: Eukaryota; Metazoa; Chordata; Lepidosauria; Squamata; Lacertidae.
AUGAAUGACAUGGGUAAACGGAGCAGAAAUAAUGUUGCACAUAUUGCUAUAUUAACAGGACCUCAGAGCCAGUGUCUGCACACAGUGGCAUUUGGAUCCCCGGAAUGUGUUUAUCCUUAUGAGUUCAUGCUCUUCAAUUAUAUGCCCAUCCUUAAG